Lepus europaeus (European hare) is the source of this 903-nucleotide messenger RNA. RefSeq names its product vomeronasal type-1 receptor 4-like. Gene Ontology annotation, molecular function: pheromone receptor activity. The record is from RefSeq and is a predicted model, not a curated record. Lineage: Eukaryota; Metazoa; Chordata; Mammalia; Lagomorpha; Leporidae. The transcript has a single exon. The coding region runs from base 1 to 903 and encodes 300 amino acids. Gene Ontology annotation, cellular component: membrane. Gene Ontology annotation, biological process: G protein-coupled receptor signaling pathway.
AUGUCCACCAGUGUCACGGCCAACUCACUGCUCUUCAUGAUCUAUAUUUACACCUUCCUCAUGCAGCCUCAACUGAAGAAGCCCAUAGACUGGAUUUUCAUGCACCUGACAAUGGCCAAUAUUUUAAACAUUAUUUUCCAUUCAAUGCCAGAAAUCAUGUCAUCAUUUGGAGUCAAACGUUUCUUGGACAAUAUUGGUUGUCAAAUUUUUUUGUACAUAUACAGAGUUACCCGGGGUCUUUCCAUCUGUACCACCUCUCUCCUGAGUGUAUUUCAGGCCAUCACUAUCAGUCCCAGUCAUUCUAAAUGGGCACGGCUGAAGUCUAAACUGUCCACCUGGAUUUUCCCCUCUUUCCUUUUCUUCUGGGUCAUCAACAUGCUGAUCUACAUCCAGGUCAUUAGAGUCAUGGGAGCCAAAUUGAAUUUCACUAUGGUUGGUCAGGGAUAUGUCAAUGCAUACUGUCAAAGCAAGAAGAUGAACAUGCGCUAUCCGGGACCAUUUGUAAGUUCCAUGGUGGUUCGUGAUCUACUAUUUGUGGCACUGAUGAUCAUGUCCAGCCUCUACAUGGUGGGGCUCCUCUACAGACACCACAGGAGAGCCCGGCACAUCCACAGCUCCAGCCUAUCCAGGCAGAUGUCUCCAGAAAACAGAGCCACCCAGACUAUCCUUUUGCUGGUAUUUUGCUUUGUGUUCUUCUAUUUUUUACAUAACCUUUUGACCCUUUUUGUGCUUUAUAGAACUGAGAAAAAUAUAAGGUUGGAGAGCAUUAGUGGAUUUUUAUCAACAUGCUACCCGACACUCUGUCCCUUUUUUCUGAUGAAAAAUAACAAAAUGAUUCCCAAAUUACUCUCCUUCCUUCCAAAUAUGAGAAUGACCUUUCCUCAGAGAACUUUAAGUGGCUGA